This is a messenger RNA of Oryzias melastigma (Indian medaka), 1462 nucleotides long. RefSeq names its product coagulation factor II (thrombin) receptor-like 2 (gene f2rl2). Gene Ontology annotation, molecular function: thrombin-activated receptor activity. Lineage: Eukaryota; Metazoa; Chordata; Actinopteri; Beloniformes; Adrianichthyidae. Gene Ontology annotation, cellular component: membrane. The record is from RefSeq and is a predicted model, not a curated record. Gene Ontology annotation, biological process: positive regulation of Rho protein signal transduction; thrombin-activated receptor signaling pathway; phospholipase C-activating G protein-coupled receptor signaling pathway.
CCCAGUGAGUCAAAGAGGUUAAUGACGCACGGACAAGGGAAUUUUUUUUCCCUCAACAAGAGCAGGAAACACGCUCAGUGCAGCGAACCACGAUAAGCUUCCAGCAGAAGAGCUGGAAGCGGAGCUGGAGCGCUCAUUAGCAGUUCUACUUUGGAGCUUCAAACAUGCACAACAGUACGUUUCACCAACGCCAAGUUCCUAAAAGGAGGCCACAUCAAGAGGGUUGAAAACAUCGUUUCAGAACGCUGCGGUUCAGACCCCAGAGGGAAAUGGCUGACCUGGUGCAGGGACUACUUAUUUCUCUGAUGGCCGUGCACACCACUCAGCAAAUCGAGAACAGAACAAAGAACCAAACCGGCACUGAACCUGGAUUUCAACCAAAAACCUUCAAAGCAUCGACACGUAUAUGCAAUCACACAAAGCAGGAUAACACCACGGACCUCUACCUCUACAUGGAUCCAGACAGCCCCUUCACCACCUAUACAUCGGGGGUUCUAAGCACCUGGGUCAUACCCUCAUCAUACAUCCUGGCCAUGCUCGUGGGCAUCCCCUCCAACGCAUACAUUCUGGCCUUUCUCAAAGUCAAACUGCGGACUAAGUCCUGGUCUACGGUGAUUCUGUACCUGAACUUGGCUUUGUGCGACUUGCUGCUCCUGCUUUCUCUUGCGCUCCGGAUUCAUUAUCACUUCAGUGGGAGCAACUGGAUAUUUGGGGAAGUUUCCUGCCGGUUCGUCACAGCUCUAUUCUAUGGAAACGUUUACUGCUCUGCUCAGACUAUAGCGUGCAUUAGUUUGAAGCGUUACCUGGCUGUGGUCAAACCGUUUUUGUACAGAAGGAUCGAUAAAAGCUCCAUGGCGAUACUGACGUGCUUGGUUGUGUGGUUUCUGUUUGGAGCUGCGAUUGUGCCUGAACUCCUGGUCAGACAGAGCUACGUGGUGGCACAAGUGGGGAUCACCACUUGUCAUGACAUACUUCCACUAGAAGAAGCAUCCCAUUCUUCUUUAGUUGCAUACCGGCUGAUGCUGAUUUGUCUGGGCUUCAUCAUACCCUUCAUGGUUUGUGUCUAUUCCCACAUGGCCGUGGUGUACCACCUCGGACAAAGUUCAUGCGACUGGAAACCGUUCAUAAGAGUCAGCACCCUGGUCUUUAUCAUCUUUGCGACGUGCUUCUCCCCCAGUGGCAUCCUGCACAUGGCGCACUACAUCAGACUGCUUUCGGGGGAGGACGACCGACUGUAUGGAUACUACAAACUGGCUGUGUGCCUCUGCUGCUUUCACAGCUGUUUGGAUCCGUUUCUAUGCAUGCUUUUUUCCAAGACAGCAGGCGCAGAGUUACAGUUCAUCUCAUUUCGAGGGACAUCCAAGGAACGAGCAGUCAAAAUAUGAAACUGAAUGUUAGGACACAAACAGAUCAUCCCCAGAGAACUGGUAGAGCCACUUGGAGACAAGAGCCUUUGGGCUAA